CAGAGUGCUCUGAAUCCCGCGAGCUCCUCCCCGUCGGCUUUCUCCUCCCCAAGCUCGCACCAGGCAACCACCCAAGCAACAGUCUCGCCGCCGUCCACCACCACCGCCUCACCGCCCCUCUCUCCGUGCUUUCUCCUUCCGCUCCACCUCGCCGUGCGGGCGAAGACAAAAGACGACCAAGAAACCAAGAAAGGCUUCUUGGGGACAGCCCUCCAAUGGAGCAGGGCGCCGGGAAGAAGCUCCGAAAGGAGAAGGCGUCCAAGUACGAUGUGAAGGUGUCCGCUCUGGAGCUUCCUGGCGCGCCGACUGGGUCCGGGGUGGCCGCGCUGCAGCUCCCGGGCGCGCCACCACCGCCGACCCAGCCCGAGGCCGACACGACGCGGCGGCUCCAUGGAGACGUCGCGCCAUCUCAGGCGACGGCGCUGCAUCUCGCAGGCGCGCCAGCCCAGCCGCCUCAGGCCGAGGUGUCUCCUCGCCGGCUUGCGAUCGUCCCCGCCCCCGCUCACGUGCCGCCUCAGGCCGACGCGUCCUGGCUCAGGAGCUUGCUGGAGGCCCUCCGACUCCGGUUUCUGGGGCCGGUUGUGGCGAGGAUCCUCGAGGCCUUUCAGGGCGCGUGGGCGUCCGUGCACGAGGCCUUUCAUCUGAAGAAGAAGAACAAGAAGCCUGUCCUCCCCGCUGUACGGCGUCAUACGGCAGUUUUGUUCACGAAGACGAAGAAGGAUGAUCGGCAGACGAAGAAGGAUGAUCGGCAGACAAACAAGGAUGAUCGUCAGACGAAGAAGGAUGUGCCAGUGAUUAUCGAUGGAGUGGCUGUCCCAGCUGCGAUUGAGGAGAGAUAUAAGAGGUACUGCAGAAUAGCUGGAUCCUGUCCGCCGACGACAACAGUGUGUCACCUUUGUAUUUUCGAGGAGGAGCUUCACCCAAACGGCAUUGUUCGCACCUCGGAGAUGAUCAAGCAUUGCAACAGGCAUAGUUCAGUAGCUGUUCGCUGCGGCAGGUUUGGCUGUGCUGCUAAGAUUCCUCCGGGCCUCGACCUGCGCUGGCACACUCAUUUUUGCCACGACCUGCCUGCUGAUUGGUGGCUACCAUAG
This is a messenger RNA of Triticum aestivum (bread wheat), 1091 nucleotides long. RefSeq lists its product as uncharacterized. NCBI's taxonomy places the organism in Eukaryota, Viridiplantae, Streptophyta, Magnoliopsida, Poales, Poaceae. The transcript has 3 exons. The record is from RefSeq and is a predicted model, not a curated record. The coding region runs from base 216 to 1091 and encodes 291 amino acids.